GCUAGCUGUCGCUGCGGCUGGUCCAAAAAGCCCUGCUGCUCAUCGAGCAGCGGUGUUCACACAGCGAAGGCUUAUCUAAACAAAGGCUCUUACAUUGGCAGAGCUCGGGCAAACCAGAACGCCACCCCUAGACGCGCCGUCGACGCAUACACAGCCCACAUCAACCACAGCGCUCUGACGCAAAACGAUGCGACGCCACCUCGCGACAGCGCUCCUCGCGACCGCCGCCAGCGCGCUCGUGCCCCCGGCCGCACCGCGACGAUCAAAAGCGCUGCGCACGCGCGACGCGGGCGUCGCCCACAAAAUUCCAAUUAUAGAGGGCGAGGCCGUGGACCCGGCCUCGGACCCGAGCCGGCCGCGCUGGCUCUACGCACCGUCCAAAGUACCGAACGCGAGCCACUGGGACGUCGUCCUCGACGCGCGGUCGCCGUCCGAAUUUGAAGAAGACCGCAUUUUGGGCGCGCUCUCGACGCCCGUCCUGGACGACGAUGAACGCGCCGAGGUCGGCACGCUCUACGCUUCCAAUAGUUUUCAAGCGCGAGUGCGCGGGGCUUCUUUGGUCGCCAACCGCCUCGCCCACAUCUUACAAGAUGACCGCAUCGCCACGCUCCCGCGCGACGCGCGCAUUCUGGUGUACUGCUGGCGCGGCGGCGACAGAUCGGGAUCCUUGGCCCAUGCGCUGUCGCGAAUAGGCUGGCACGUGGCAUUGUUACAGGGAGGUUAUAAAGCUUACCGGAAGCUGGUGCGGGAGGCGUUGUAUGAGGAUAGUGAAGGUGCAUUAUUGAGGAACUGCGUGGCUAUUGGAGGGGCCACGGGCUCGGGCAAAGGCCUUAUUUUAGAUGCUCUAUCAGCGCGGGGCGCGCAAGUGAUCGAUCUGGAAGGUUUAGCGUCGCAUCGGGGUUCUAUCUUAGGGGCGGAACCUGGUGUAAAACAGCCCACCCAGAAGCACUUCGAAUCGAGGCUCUACAACGCUCUGAAAGCGCUCGACCCGUCGCGGCCGACCUUUGUUGAAUUAGAAUCAGCCAAGAUCGGGCGCUUGGAUGUUCCUAGACCUAUUUUUCGAAGGUUAAUUGAAGCGCCCGUCGUGGAAGUGCAGGUGCCGGUCGAGAGUAGGGUAAAGUGGAUCCGCGAGGGCUAUUCGCACUUCGAGGAUGGUGGCGAAGGCACGGCACAGCUCCGACGGUUGCUCGACUUCUGCGCGCCUACUGCUGGCAAGAAGACCGUAGCGAGGUGGAAUUCGUUAAUUGACCAAGAGGACUGGGAUGCUUUUGUUACAGAUAUGCUCGAGAGCCACUACGACGUCGGGUAUCAACGUUCUCGCGCUAGAGACCGUAGGAAUGCCGGUGUGAGUCAAGAGGAGCCCUUCUACGUCGACAUGGCCUCGACGCGUGACGACGACGUGUCCACAUGUGCAGCGCAGAUCUUGGAGCGCUUUUCCCGUCCGAAGUUGCGGGUGGCCGUCCACAAGCCAAGUAGACAGCCGCUGACGGUCAUGCACGCUUCAUUACGAGAAGGAGAGACUGGUGAAGUCUCUGCAGAGGAACUUACGAACGACCAAAUUGUGAAAUUCGUGAGAGAGGAGGUCACGGAUCAGGAGGUCAACGAAUUGGUUUGGCGCUGUUUGGGGUACAAACGGACGAGCGACGGCUGGAAUGCCGAUCAUGUUUUUCCGAAGUGGGCCGCGAAGUACCCGCAGCCGCCCGAUUUGAUAGGUGUCACGCGGACCUACUCGAAGGACGUCGACGAAGUCGUGCUCAGGGCCAACCAGGCCCUCGUCGCGUCGAUCCCCAUGAAGUACAAGGGGGGCAUCAAGGAGCACCUCCGGAAAGUGGGCUGGACCGGGUAUCUGCUGGAAGGCCUCACGCCGAACAAAACUCGUCGUGCACAAUGCGCGAAUUGGGUGUUGUACUACCGGGAGGCGCUGUUCGGGAAGAGCCUGGAGGAAUUGAAGGCGGCUCGAUCAAGGGAUAUUGAGGCGGAGAACGAGAAGCUGCGGAGAGCGGGGAAGAUGCUGCGUUCAGCGAAGGGGGAAGCUUCGGGUAAGGAUGGGUAGCUUU
This is a messenger RNA of Pelagomonas calceolata, 2057 nucleotides long. NCBI's taxonomy places the organism in Eukaryota, Pelagophyceae, Pelagomonadales, Pelagomonadaceae. The record is from the annotation of a GenBank genome assembly.